AUGACAUCUCGAGCAGUUGCCGAGUCACUUGAGAUGACGGUCCGGCCAGUACCGCCCACCAGUGCUGGAAUGGAAAGAGCAGACAGUCCUGAAUCCUCGGACUCUGCCUCUAUAGGCACACCGAAGCUUGAGGCUACUCAAUCAAACGCUCGAUCAAUCAGAGAUGAACUCUUGCCAUCGAACAGAGAAAACAAAGACUCGAAUCCGUCACAAGCGCCGAUGCAUACCCAGCACCCCCUCAAGAAGCAUGUCCUGUACUCCAUCAUUAUAGUAGCUGCCAUCGGAUUCGCCUCCCUUAUAUCCGUCUGCUACUUGAUCGCCUACAUCCGGACAAAGUCGAAGAAUGAACAUCCAUACAUCACGGCCGAGAUAGUCGGAGGAAGAUUCUCUUCGACAGCGGCCAAGCUUAUCGAUGCCGCUUUCUCCAUGCUGGUAGCACCAGCCAUCGUCGCAAUUGCCAACUGGCACAUGUUCAAGCUCGCCCGCCUUUCCGCUGUCAACGAGCACCCCGGUCGAAGCUCAGCAGUCAGCAUGAAGGUUCUCGUCGAAGUCGCCAACACUGACUGGGGUUCAUUCAGCCCACUCAAAUUCUGGACCUUUGCUCGUUCGAAAAGACCCCGUGUUAUUUGCCUUGGAGUUAUUGCUAUGAUUUCAGCUCUGAGCUUUGCACUGUUGAGCAACGUCGUCGCAUAUCAAGCCGGAGUGAUGCUCGAGUACUUUCAUUUGCAGCCAUUGGCAUUCGAAUCAGCCGCCGAUGGACUUCUCAGGGUCAAUGUGUCAGCCCGGUCACAAAACGGACUCCCCCGAGAUGUCAAGAAGCUUUUUGAUGCGCCAGUCUAUCGACUUAAUCUUUCCUGCGCAACUUCCGCUCCUCGCGCGGUAACGAUCGAGCAACCAGAUGACCAGGACCUGCACGUCAGAAUCACCUUUGAAGAUACAUCGGCGCUUGGAUCCGAGAUGAUACAGUAUCAGGCAAACUUUGGCAGGGAUGAGUCUAUUCUCUCUAGAAAGUCUCUCGACGACGCCGAUGACAAGUAUCCAGGCAUCAGAUAUCCACUGGUCGCUUUCAAUCAGACUUCCAUCUGGAUAGGUGGCAUCGACGUCAAUCAAAGUGUAGGCAUCGGCCUUGCCAAUGGGAGUUAUCACUUGGCACUAUCGGGUGUGAAUUGCCAUCUUGAAAAGUCGAGUGGACAUGCAGACAUCAAGGUGAAUGGGGAUGACUGGAUAAUCAUCAAAGACACACUGUUCAACGAGCAUCGUGAUCCCCGACCAGAUGAACCAAUGUCACGUCUCACAUCUACACUGGAGAUUUUCGAUGAUGGUCGUAUUGGGAGAGCUCCAGGACUGGGAGGGCACUUGCUACGCGCUGCACUCAACACAACGAGCGAGGGCUACCAUCCAUCUUGGAGGCUGCAAAGUCUCUUCGAGGCCUUCCUAUGGUACGAAACAGCAAGCAGACAGACUCUCCUAGACAACAGCCCCGCCGCCAGAACGGGAUGGUAUCAGAUCCAAUGUGACACCGACAAAUACGCCAUGACCUUCAUCCCAUGGAUCCUUCUUAUUGGUCUCAUAGCACUGGGAGUCGCAUGUGCAAUAACAGUCGGGCUUUCGAUCGACUCACGGAAAGUGCACUCUUUACGGAUUGGACGGAGUCUGGACUCGAUCCGAUUGACAGCUGACGUCGGAGUGGCUGUAGACAAGCAGGUUCUUGAAGAGUGUUCGACCUGGCACGGCUCCAGACUCAACAAAUGCGCUGACGGUGCGAGGUUCCAGUAUGAAGCAGAUACGCGGUUGGACAGUGACACCGGUCUUUACUCUAUAGGCAUUCGUCUUCGACAGAUAUCGCGGCCACAUGAAUGA
Molecule: messenger RNA, 1860 nt
Organism: Fusarium pseudograminearum CS3096
Lineage: Eukaryota; Fungi; Ascomycota; Sordariomycetes; Hypocreales; Nectriaceae
Exons: 2
Coding region: 1-1860 (619 amino acids)
Source: RefSeq, a predicted model, not a curated record